Messenger RNA from Tachysurus vachellii, 2057 nucleotides. It is a transcript of the gene g6pc1a.1, whose product is annotated as glucose-6-phosphatase catalytic subunit 1a, tandem duplicate 1. Gene Ontology annotation, cellular component: membrane. The coding region runs from base 106 to 1161 and encodes 351 amino acids. The transcript has 5 exons. The record is from RefSeq and is a predicted model, not a curated record. Gene Ontology annotation, molecular function: glucose-6-phosphatase activity. Gene Ontology annotation, biological process: glucose 6-phosphate metabolic process; gluconeogenesis. Lineage: Eukaryota; Metazoa; Chordata; Actinopteri; Siluriformes; Bagridae.
UCUGAAAAAGAGGUAAAACCAUUAAGUCUGCAUGCCUCAAUCCCCAUCAUCUGUGCGUCAGCGGUUGUGUUGGGCCAAGCGCGGUGUCUUUGCCGUCAUUGAGUCAUGGAUCUGCUCCAUAGUUGGGGGGUGAGUGUGGCGGUCUAUUUGCAGACAGAGUACAUUGCCUAUGAGAGUUGGUUUCAGCUGAUAUCCUACGUGGCAGACCUGCACACCACCUUCUUCAUCUUCUUCCCCAUCUGGUUUCACCUGAAAAGGGAUGUUGGCAUCAAGCUCAUCUGGGUGGGUGUGGUUGGGGAUUGGCUUAACCUGGUGCUAAAAUGGGUUCUUUUUGGAGAAAGGCCUUACUGGUGGGUUCAUGAAACCAGGUUUUAUGGCACUGAGUCAGCACCUGCUCUAAGGCAGCUUCCCAUCACGUGUGAGACUGGACCAGGAAGCCCUUCUGGUCAUGCAAUGGGCUCUGCUGCAGUAGGGUAUGCAGUGGUCACAUCAUUGCUUUCUAUUGCUAGUCAGAGAAAAGCUCCUGCUUCGGUUUAUUGGAUUUUAAAGUUACUGUUAUGGAUGCUGUUGGGGAUGGUUGAGCUGUUAGUCUGCGUGUCUCGUGUUUAUGUUGCUGCCCACUUUCCCCACCAGGUUAUAUGUGGCGUUAUCUCAGGUAUCGUUGUAGCUGAAGUAUUCUCAAGACAGCGAUGGAUUUACAACACCAGCCUACAGAGUUACUGCAACAUCACUCUGUCCCUGACCGUUGUCGCCGUGGGCUUUUACGUUCUCUUGAAGGCUGUGGGUGUGGAUCUGCUGUGGACUAUAGAAAAAGCUCAGAAAUGCUGCGUGAACCCAGCCUGGGUCCACAUGGACUCGACGCCAUUCGCCAGCUUGAUGCGCAACAUGGGCACCUUGUUCGGUCUGGGCCUGGGCCUGCACUCGCCACUCUAUAUCGAGAGCAAGAAGAGCACCAGCAUUCCCUUCAGAAUAGGCUCAAUUACCCUGUCAUUAGCCCUUCUGCAGCUCCUGGACUUUUUGACCUUCCCGUCAGAUAACCAUACAAUCUUUUACAUUCUGUCAUUCGUUAAGAGUGCAGUCGCUCUUUUAGUUCCCACCAUACUUGUUCCUAGAUGUUUGUCCUUGUUUUUCCAGGAAAGGAAAGUUGAAAAGUCCUCAUAGAUAACUAUUUCAGAUGUUGAUAAUGGUGAGUGAUAAAUACUUAGUGUGAAAGUCAGUAUAUUGGUUAUGUUCCACAACGAUUUAGCUCAGGUUCUCGUCCAUGCACUUGCAUCAGGCUUCACAUGUUUGUUCCAUGUUUUCUGAAUACACCUCAGAGACCAAGUACAGAAGACGUAUUGUAUCAUAUUUAAAGCUUCACACUUCUUGUGCCUAAGAACAAUUCUGCCAAGUCCAUUCUGAGACCUUCUGACAUCAAACAAUGGUUUUCUGUCAAGAAUUUAAAAUUUGUUCUGAUUUAUUACAGAGCUGAAGGUAUUUUAUAGCAACUACAAGAUUUUAAGAACCUAUUAAUGAUCAGUUGUGAAGAGUGGUUAGAGAGGUUUGUUUUGGUGUAUUUUAACUGAAGCCAUUGUGUAGUUGCUGGGGAAUUUCCUUCCCUAUCUUCUGAAUGAGUCUGGCCCAUUCACUACAACUUGACUCAUUUCAACAAAAAACAUGUCCAAAGGUCCUUCUACCAGCUCUUGUACUCUGAACUGCUCACCGAAGUCAGUGUUCUAUACGUGUGGGAUUGUACAAUGCUGAGUUACUAAUUGCCAUUGGGGCCAUGCAUGUGCUUGUGCGUUCCUUUGCUGAGAUUGUGGAACUUUUAUGGAACUCGUAAAACUUAAAGGAUCUGUGCAUUUAAGUGCAGAAGUAAAUUCAGGAGUCAUGUACAUUUUGUACAUUUUUCUUGCUCUUACACAACUGAUGAACGUGUCAAUUAAUAACUAAUGACUUCAAUCAGCUUUGAACAUUAAAAUCCCCAGCUGGUCCUUUAUGCUUGGAUGAAACUUUUAUCCUUUUAAUACUAAUUAUGUAUUUUAUGUUGUUGUAUAUUAAACCAAACCAUUCAUUUA